Frieseomelitta varia is the source of this 654-nucleotide messenger RNA. RefSeq names its product E3 ubiquitin-protein ligase MARCHF2-like. Gene Ontology annotation, molecular function: zinc ion binding; ubiquitin-protein transferase activity. Gene Ontology annotation, biological process: protein ubiquitination. Bases 20 to 622 code for a protein of 200 amino acids. The record is from RefSeq and is a predicted model, not a curated record. The transcript has 5 exons. Lineage: Eukaryota; Metazoa; Arthropoda; Insecta; Hymenoptera; Apidae.
UCACGAGCACGGCAUCCCGAUGCUACCGGUCACCGGUCCCGAGGGUUCGUCCUGCAAUUUAAAUGACUGCGACACGCAGCAAAUGUCUCUCGGGCUCGGCCAACAACACCGGCUUACCCGCAGCUUGGUCUCCGUCGGCUCCGUCGUCUGCCGAAUAUGUCACACGAACACGUCCAAGGAGCAGCUCAUUUCGCCUUGUAGGUGUAAAGGAUCGCUGGCGUACGUGCACCUGGCGUGCCUGGAGAGAUGGUUGAAUCAAUCGUGCCGAUCGUAUUGCGAGUUGUGUCGUUAUCACUUCAACGUUAUCGAAACGCCUCGUUACCGAUGGCCAGAAUCGUUGAGGAUAUGGAUCACCCAUCCCAGGAAUCGUAGAAACAUACAGUCAGACUUGCUUAUCUUCACACUACUUUCCGUCGUUACCGUGGGUUUGGUAACAGUUUGCCUCCUAGGACCAGGUGUCGCCGUGGUACAGAUGGUGGAAGAGCACCGUCAACGUGCGGCUCAUCAGGGACCCUCAACUCUUCAGGCCGCCCUCCGAAUCGUUUCAACCUCACGAGGGUCAAACGUUGCCCGGUCCGGACGUGCACCAGUAGCAACCCCCUAUCCAGCGUCGAAUAGUUAAGAGUCCUGCGCUGCGAGUAUGGUAAUUAACCG